AUUCAUGUUUCUUGAUUUGUCUUGAAACGUGGGUGAUUCUUAGAAAGAUUUCUUCAGGGAAUUUUGAAUAAAAAUGGGAAAAGACCGUGGCAGGGGACGCCAUCAUAAAUUUAAUGGUCCAUACAACAUGGGUAGGCGCGGCCAGAGAAAAGACCGGUUCCAAUCCAAUGGACCCCAGCGCAACAGAUCCACUCCAUACCAAAAAAUCACACUGCGCGAGGACCAGGUGGCCAUCACAGAGUUCACCAAUCCUGAGGCGCCUGGUUUCACCGGCAUUCUCAAGUCACGCUUCUCCGAUUUCCACGUGAACGAGAUCAACACCCAAGGCAAGGUCUUGGAGCUGAACGAUCUGAACGUGCCAAAGGUGGUCAUCCAGCCUGUGGAUCCCCAAGAUUUGGAGAAGUGGAAAAAGGAACUGGAGGGCGUAAUUGGCGCUGAUAUCUGGCAGGAAAUUGCCAAUCUGGCCGAGAGUAAAUACGAUGCCACAGCGGAGCAGAAGGUGGAGAUUGAUGUGAGCAGCCUGGACAAGGAGAAGCGAACCCAAGUCCACCAGCUAGUCAAGCAGCUCUAUAAAGGGAAACUGGUGUCCACCACCAUUGGACAGCAACAGGUGAAGCCCUCAACGGAAGAGAAACCACCAGAGGCAGCAGAGGAGAAGAAAACCAUUCGCAUCUUGAAACCAAAACCAGGAAGAGGCGAUAAUCGCUGGAGCUUUCCUGGAGAAUAUGUCACUUUUCUGGUGCACAAAUCCAAUAUGGACACUGUCGAAGUGGCUUCAACGCUGGCAUCAAAACUUAACUUACGUCCUUCUCAGGUUAACUACUGUGGCACCAAGGACAAGCGCGCCAAAACUACACAAAACUUCUCAAUCAAGCGCCGCUCUCCUGACAGUAUUUUGGCAGCUUCGCGUAGCCUAAGGGACGUGCAUGUCGGCAACUUUGGUUUCAGAAGCACCACUCUUAAGUUGGGCGAUCUGCAGGGCAAUCGCUUCCGCAUUGCAUUGCGUCAUGUAGCUCGUGAGAGGCGUGCCGACAUCGAGAAGUCAUUGGAGUCCGUGAAGGAGCGCGGAUUCAUCAACUAUUAUGGGUUGCAGCGUUUUGGAAAUAGCGCCAGUGUACCCACAUACGAAAUAGGCGUGGCACUGCUUAAGUGCAACUACAAACUGGCAUGCGAACUGAUUCUCAAGCCGCGCGACACGGACGUGGAGUUCCUGCGUCCCAUUCGCGAGGAGUGGUGGACGAAUCGCAACUCAGCAGCGGCAGCUGCCAAGAUCCACUCCGAUAAGUUUAUUGAGAAGAAGCUUCUGGACGGAUUAGCCAGAUUCGGCGAGUCCGAUUACGCUCCUGCUCUCAGGCAGAUACCACGCAAUAUGCUAAUGCUGUAUCCACAUGCCUACCAGAGCUUCAUCUUCAAUAGGAUUGCCUCGAAAAGGAUUAAGGAGUUUGGCUUGAAGCUAAUUCCAGGAGAUUUGGUUUAUGUGGAGGAUCCACCAACACCGCAACAGGAGAAGGAGGAAGUGAACGAAGAGGAGCCCUCAGGGGAAUCUACGGAUGAUCUUUCAGAAAGUGCCCCUGAUGCUGUCGAAGAGGAUGAGGAAGAGUCUAUUUUUAAACGCAAAGUUCGACCAUUAACGGAGGAGGACAUUGCCAGCGGGCAAUUUAAAAUAACUGAUGUGGUGCUGCCUCUGCCAGGACAUGACAUUACCUAUCCUGGCAACCAGUGCCGAGAAUGGUACGAGGAAAUGCUGGCCGAAGAAGCCCUCACCUCGGAGAUGCUCAAGCACAAGGAUAAGACGUACUCUCUGGGUGGAGCUUAUCGCAAGCUGAUCAUUCAACCCAACGAUCUCAAAUGGAGCUUCCGUCGGUACAACACGCCCGAAGACACGCUCAUUGCCUCAGACUGGGAGCGCCUACGAAACAUUCCCAUUACAAAGGAACCCGAAGAGGAGGAGGCCGAAUUUUUGGCCCUGCUUUUGGAAUUCUCCUUGCCCACGGCCGCCUAUGCUACUAUGUUCCUGAGAGAGCUAUUCAAAAAGGAUACCUCAACGGCGAUACAAAUGCAUUUGGAAUAUGAGGCGAUGACAAAUAAAAAGAAGGAACUACUGAAGGAGGAGAAGGAGGUACUGAAGGAGGUACUGAAGGAGGAGAAGGACGUACUGAAGGAGGAGGAGGAGUUACUGAAGGAGAAGAAGGAAGCCCUGAAGGAGGAGAAGGAACCGGAAGAGGAGGAGCCAGUGGAGAAGAUGAGAAAGGUGGAGGAGGAGGAGGUGGCUCAGACCAACUGA
Messenger RNA from Drosophila bipectinata, 2284 nucleotides. It is a transcript of the gene Pus7, whose product is annotated as pseudouridine synthase 7. Gene Ontology annotation, biological process: pseudouridine synthesis. Gene Ontology annotation, cellular component: nucleus. NCBI's taxonomy places the organism in Eukaryota, Metazoa, Arthropoda, Insecta, Diptera, Drosophilidae. The record is from RefSeq and is a predicted model, not a curated record. Gene Ontology annotation, molecular function: pseudouridine synthase activity; RNA binding.